Messenger RNA from Medicago truncatula (barrel medic), 1101 nucleotides. Its product is annotated as protein MAIN-LIKE 1-like. The record is from RefSeq and is a predicted model, not a curated record. NCBI's taxonomy places the organism in Eukaryota, Viridiplantae, Streptophyta, Magnoliopsida, Fabales, Fabaceae. The coding region runs from base 1 to 1101 and encodes 366 amino acids. The transcript has 3 exons. Gene Ontology annotation, biological process: meristem development; meristem maintenance.
AUGAUUGACCAUGGUCUGAUUUGUACCUUUGCGGAGAGGUGGCAUGAGGAGACUUCCAGCUUCCACUUUCUAUUUGGGGAGAUAACAGUCACACUUGACGAUGUGGCCUCUUUGCUGCAUAUCCCCAUUGACGGCAUGCUCCUGUCCCACGAGUCCGUAUCACGGGGAGAGGCGAUGGAAUUGAUGGAGAAGUACUUGGGGUCUAAUACGUUUGAUGCUCGUACAGAGGUCAAAAUGACCAAAGGUGAACAUUGCCGAUUUGGCUACUUGGAGGAGAUCUUCAAGGAGCGUUUGAAGGAGCAGAGGGAUUUGGCAGUGGAGUAUGGUGUGACUGAGGAGGUGGAGAGGUUGCAGGACCAGUACUUUAGAGACCUCGAUCUUGUUUCUGGUUUUUCAUGGGGAGCUGCGGCACUAGCUCACUUGUAUAAGGAGCUCAACAAUGCUGCACGUUGGAACUGCAGUCAGGUGGCAGGAUACCUGACUUUGUUGCAUGUUUGGGUGUUUCAUCACUUCCCAAGUAUGGGAAGCAAUGAUGUCUGGGAAAAGUAUGUAGAGAAUGAGUAUCCACGCGCGAUGCUUUUUUUAGCAUUGUCUGGUUUAGGCAUAGUGGACCACUACAGAAACUAUCUCGAUGCGCUGGAUUUGACAAGGGUUGUCAUGGCCCCAUAUGGAGAGCACCGUCAGGCACGUCAGUUUGAGCGGGUCAACCUUUACUCUGGAUGGCUGAGAUUCGGAGAGCGCAUGGUAAGAUAUCUGCCGGAGAGGGUGUUUCGUCAGUCUGGGUGGGUUCAGACCAUACCAAGACAUCUGGUUGAGAGUGCAGCUAUUGAUGUUAAUUUGACAGAGAUCACAAACCGCUUUCGCCAUGCACUUGAUUAUGCGCUGACACCUCAGCAGUUGGGAGAGCCUGCAGUUCAUGGUGUGGAGGCAGAAGAUGGAUAUAUUGAAUGGUUUUAUCGACAUUCUUAUCCACGCAUGAUUCUUCAUGACAUGCCACUACUGGUGUCGAGGCCAUCGGAGUGUGAGAUCCUUGAUGCGCGAGCUGCUCAGGAGGAUGGAGACCUUGCGUAUAAAUUCUCUGGGCGGAGAGGUAAUAUCUAG